AUGUUGGCCUGUUUCUUGCUAGGCAGUGCUGUGGCCUAUAACCUAGUCAUGGUUAUUUAUCGUCUUUAUUUCCACAAGCUCAGUAGGUUCCCAGGGCCUCGUCUUGCUGCCGCAACAGGGUUGUAUGAGAUUUAUUUCUCUGCCUGGGGUCCUGGCAUUUUUGAGAAUGAGAUUGACAAUAUGCACCGAAAGUUCGGUCCGGUUGUCCGUAUUACUCCCGAUGAGGUCCACAUCCAAGAGCCGUUCGGGUCUUUCUCUGACUGGAUCAAAGGUACCGGGAAACUGGAAGCUGGUGAUUACCAAGGAAGCGAUGGUUUCCAGAGACCAGUCUCCCGAGUACGAUCUUUGCUCCGGAUGGAAGUCGACCAUAUUAUCAACGCGUUGGAGAAACAUCGGGUGCACAGAAUGUCUAGCUCAAGGUUUCGACGAUCGUUUUUCUCCCGGAGUCAGCCAGUCGGAGAAAGUGAAGGAGAUGCUCGUCCUUCUAAGUUUACCCCAACACUGUGA
Penicillium egyptiacum is the source of this 507-nucleotide messenger RNA. The record is from the annotation of a GenBank genome assembly. NCBI's taxonomy places the organism in Eukaryota, Fungi, Ascomycota, Eurotiomycetes, Eurotiales, Aspergillaceae.